UUAAUUGCGUCAAUCGGCAGAUCAUCUAUCUAUCAAGUCAAAGUAAAUUUUAAUAAUAAUGGAAAAGUCUAUUUGGAAUUGAUUAAAAUAAGACAAUUAUACUCGUAAACCGGAAUAAUCGUUGAAGAUUUAUAAUUUUAUGCUCUUAAAUAUUGACAAUAACUGUUCUUAUCAUUAUGGCUACUCAAAUAUUUAGUAUGCCUAAUCAAAUACCAUCACAGUUUAUCAAAGACGUUGAAGAGUGUAUAGCAACUAUGAAAGAUCAUGUAGACAAUCGAGGUGGCAACUAUCAAUGGAAUCUUAAUGACUUUGAUGUUGGUGCACCUCUUGGAAGAGGUAAAUUUGGACGUGUAUACUUGGCAAGAGAAAAGUCUACUCAUUAUAUAGUAGCUCUGAAAACACUUUUCAAAAAAGAACUGAUAAAAUCUCGUGUUGAAAAGCAAGUUCUUCGUGAGAUAGAAAUCCAAUCACAUUUGAGACAUCCUCAUAUACUACAGCUGCUUACAUAUUUUCAUGAUGAAAAGAGAAUCUAUUUGGUACUAGAAUUUGCAGCAAAGGGUGAACUGUACAAGGAAUUAAAACGACAGCCGAAAGAAAGAUUUAGUCAACACUUGUCUGCCAAAUAUAUCUAUCAAGUAGCAGAUGCUCUAGAUUACUGUCACAAAAAUAAUGUCAUUCAUCGUGACAUCAAACCAGAAAAUUUGCUUUUAACAUACAAUGGUGAUAUCAAAUUAGCGGACUUUGGAUGGUCUGUUCAUGCUCCUUCCACAAAACGUAAUACAAUGUGUGGCACAUUGGAUUAUCUUCCUCCAGAAAUGGUUGUUGGUCAAAAAUAUGAUAUCUAUGUUGAUCACUGGUGCCUUGGAAUUUUAUGUUAUGAAUUUUUGGUUGGGCGCCCACCUUUCCUGAGUGACACUUCUGAUGAAACUUAUCGGAAAAUCAGAAAGGUUGAGAUUCCAUGGCCACCACAGAUCACUCCUGGAGCCAAAGAUCUGAUUUCACAGUUGAUCAAACGCAAUAGUUUGGAAAGAAUACCACUGAAGGAUGUCAAGAAACAUUACUGGAUUAUUGAGCACAAAGACAAACCUUAAUAAGUGUAUAUACUAAAAUAAUAUGUUUCAAUUUGUAUUUAAAAUCCAUUAGAUGCGUUUAUAUAUAAAUGUCGAAUGUAUUUUUAUCAUUUUCUAUUUUAAGCUUUAAUAAGCAUAUUAAAUGAUUUUUUC
This is a messenger RNA of Phymastichus coffea, 1223 nucleotides long. It is a transcript of the gene aurB, whose product is annotated as aurora kinase C. Gene Ontology annotation, biological process: regulation of cytokinesis; protein phosphorylation; mitotic spindle organization. Gene Ontology annotation, cellular component: spindle microtubule; chromosome passenger complex; spindle pole centrosome. The transcript has 3 exons. Gene Ontology annotation, molecular function: ATP binding; protein kinase activity. The coding region runs from base 177 to 1091 and encodes 304 amino acids. The record is from RefSeq and is a predicted model, not a curated record. NCBI's taxonomy places the organism in Eukaryota, Metazoa, Arthropoda, Insecta, Hymenoptera, Eulophidae.